AUGGCUGUUCAGAGGCUGAAGAUCGCCUGCGCUGGCCUCGGCCGGAUGGGAUCCCGUCAUGCCCUCAACUUCCUCAACCGUACGCCCCGUGCAGAACUUGUGGCCGUCUUCACACCGGCUCCCCAUGAGAUUGAAUGGGCACGCAAAGAGCUCGAGCCCCACGGUGUCACAAUCUACACCAGUUAUGAGGAGAUGCUGAAACACCCCGAACUAGCCGCCGUCAUGAUCGCUACUGUGACGGCUGCCCAUGCCGAAGAGGCCAUCAUGGCGAUCGAGGCAGACAAACACGUCUUGUGCGAGAAGCCCCUCAUCAUUAGCACUGACAUCCGUUGUCUAUGCUGCAAGCCGCAUCUGAAGGUCCUUUGUGGCCUUUCUCGCCGCUUUGACAAAUCCUACCGCGAUACCGCCAACUACAUUGAUUCCGGUGGCAUCGGCCAGCCUUCUGUUUUCCGCUCCCAGACCUGCGACAAGCUUGACCCUUCCGGCUUCUUUGUUGCAUAUGCCGAAUUCAGUGGUGGAAUCUUUGUUGACUGCACCAUCCACGAUAUUGACCUGGCCCUGUGGUACUUUGGCCAAGACUCUGUUGUGAAGAGCGUUUCUGCUGUCGGCGUUACUGCUAUCGCACCCGACCUCCGCAAACACAAGGACGUUGACAAUGGCGUUGGUAUCGUCGAGUUCUGGGGCGACAAGAUUGCAUUCUUUUAUGCCUGCCGUAUGAUGGCUGGCGGAGAGCACGACAUGACUGAGAUUAUUGGCACCAAGGGCAAGGUAGCGGUCAACACGAACCCAUCAUCGUCGCUCGUAGAGGUGCACGAGUCGAACGGGAUACGGCGCGAGCUGCCACAAGACUACUAUUCCAGAUUCGAGUAUGCGUUUGUGACUAUGACGAAUGAGUUUACCGCUGCGUGCUUGGAUAAUACUGAGCUGCCAUUCAAGUUAUCGGGUGCCGUGAAGGCUCUUACCAUAGGCUCUGCUCUCCAGGAGAGUAUGAACUCAGGGAAAAAGAUCAAUUUUGAUGAAACCGGUCGUCGGAUUGAUUGA
Messenger RNA from Ilyonectria robusta, 1041 nucleotides. RefSeq lists its product as uncharacterized. The transcript is spliced from 2 exons. Bases 1 to 1041 code for a protein of 346 amino acids. Lineage: Eukaryota; Fungi; Ascomycota; Sordariomycetes; Hypocreales; Nectriaceae. Gene Ontology annotation, cellular component: cytoplasm. The record is from RefSeq and is a predicted model, not a curated record. Gene Ontology annotation, molecular function: nucleotide binding; oxidoreductase activity. Gene Ontology annotation, biological process: NADPH regeneration.